AUGUCUUUUGAAUAUUCCGUUCCACCUUCUGGUGCCCAGCCACGGUCACUCACAACCUUUGAUUUCUCCCUUCCACCUUCCGGUUCUCAGCCUGCAAGCCCUUCGCUGUUGAGUGCAAGCCCAAGCUCCCGACAUGCCAGAUCUCCAGAUUCAAGUUCACAUCAACCACAAAUUGACCCUCAAUUAUAUGUGGAUGAAUUGUCUGCCCUCUUUGUGGACGCACUUGCAAACCAAUUUGGCUUUGGUGAUAUGGAAUGGGACUUGCGAGGGAACCUACACGGAUUUGCCAAGAUCCGCCAAAAAUUUAAUUUUUCUUAUAUGUACAAACCUGACCUUGCAACACGAACGUAUCUCCUUGGCGGUAUUUUCUGCCUUCUCAAAGAACAACACUUGAUAGCCGCAUCACAUCUUUCUACGCAACACCUUCUCGCCGAUCUUCAAAUUCGUCUUGAAGCCACUUUCUCACUCAGUCCUGAGCAACAAAUGAACAUACGAAUUAUUGCGGGUGAUCUUAUUUUCGAUGCCAACAGGAUCACCUUCAUGUCGCUUUAUUUUGACGUGGCGGCAUGUUUGUAUGAAGAUCAUGGAGCCUUCAAACUCACGAAUAUAUAUGGCAACCCAGCUAGAGAGCGCUAUCUGAUGGCUUUCAUUAAACGCCAGUGUUCGAGCAUACGAAAUGCUUUUCAUGAGCUGGCCUCCUCCAUUCAGAUCCGUGACAGUGUCAUUGGUGAUGACACCAGUACAUUGUCUGAUUUUAUCUACGACAGUUCAACUCGUUUUUGUCGUGCGGGCGGGAAUUCGGACCUCGGACAUGCGACAUGCUCCCGAUUGGCUAUUUUAUGUCGCUUCGCAUAUGAAAAUCCUGAUCUGCUUGAUCGCGCAGAGGAUGAAGAUGAAACUUCCACCACGGUACCAACAGAAGACAAUGGUGGGGACUCCUCUGUUGCAGAACCAGCAAAGAAGAAGCGAAAACGUGGUCAUGCUGGACACACUGCCAAAGGCGAGGACUUCUGGUCCAAGGUCGAGAUGUGGUUUGAAGCUAGACAGAAGCAGUGGGGAGAUUCAUGGGGGUCACCAGGCUGGUCCGCGUACAUCACAUAUACCGUUGAGCUAGACGUGCAGCGUUAUCAGCGGCAGAUUGUUCAAAAUCCAUUUAUGGUCGAUGUCGCGGUUCCAGAGGCUUACAGAUCACGCGCGAAUUCUCCCGCUGCAGCUGAUUCAAACCUGAAUGCCUUGGGAAGUAUGGAUGACAUUUUGAGGCUUGCCAUUUGA
This is a messenger RNA of Suillus clintonianus, 1272 nucleotides long. RefSeq lists its product as uncharacterized. Bases 1 to 1272 code for a protein of 423 amino acids. NCBI's taxonomy places the organism in Eukaryota, Fungi, Basidiomycota, Agaricomycetes, Boletales, Suillaceae. The record is from RefSeq and is a predicted model, not a curated record. The transcript has 7 exons.